This is a messenger RNA of Marchantia polymorpha subsp. ruderalis, 3332 nucleotides long. NCBI's taxonomy places the organism in Eukaryota, Viridiplantae, Streptophyta, Marchantiopsida, Marchantiales, Marchantiaceae. The record is from the annotation of a GenBank genome assembly.
CGAGAGAGGAUGGGAAAAGCGCCUGUCGUAGAAACGUAAGAUUCUGAUUGAAUUAAAUGUUCCUAUCAUGGAGCACUGUGUCCGCGACGUCAGGUGACGUGUGAGAUCGACUGGACAACUUUCUGCAGGAGCCUGCUGGUACAGGUAAUGUGCGAGCUCGACGAUUAUAAGCAAGCAAGGAAUCUUACUUGGCAGGCACAUCUCGCGAGGCCCCGAACAUUUUGUACACUAGAAUGUUCUCUUCUUCAGGCAUAUGUGGUCUCGAGGAUUCUGAAUAAGGGUUGUGCAAAGCUUGUAUCCUUUAUAAGCCGGUGGAUGCGGUGGAGUGGCUCAUUGUCUGAAGCGUGAACAACUUAUGUGUCUUACCUCAAAAGAACGAGGCUACGAAUCUGUGUGUCGAUGCUAGGUCCUUGUUCUCUUAAGAUAAUAUAUUAUUGCGACCUGAUCCUCGGGAUAAAGUAUUUAGAUGGGCUCCAUAGAUGUGCAUUAGCUUGUGAACAUUUGUAAGGAUAACACGUACGCGCGCUGUUGAACUUGAGAAGUACGGAUUUCUAUUAAAAAACAUUGGGUGGUUGUAGUUCACAGAACGAUGUCCUCGAAAAAUCCUCGCUAUAUGUAGAUGACAAGCCCUGCUCGGGAAUAUUUCUGGAGCACCAUCCGACUUUUGAAAAUGGAUGCCCUGCAUUGGGAAGAAAUUCCGUGCGAAAACACCUCAAGCUUGAGCAUUAUCGAGUGUGCUCCAUGUACAUUCGAGAUAAACUUGCAGGGCCGAGAUAAUGGUCUUGGUACGAUUGAGUCUCAAACGGUAUGAUCUGAAGCACCAUAGGCUUACACUAGACCGUUGCUGAGGGUACGUCUUCGUCUUUGAGAAUUGCAUUUACUUUCAUCUACUUUAUGUGCGAGAAUAUGCACAUCAGCCGUAAGUCAAACGAGCUUCGGCCCAGAGAACUAUUCCGAUAAAAAGACGAAAAGUGACAGAAAAACUUUGAAAGUAUUGGUAAGCGUUUUCCAUUUGAUUAGAAAAUCAUAAGAAUCUGUACACACGCGACGCAAUGCGCAGCUUUUGCUACAACCUUUGGAAAGAUAUAAAAAUUAAGAUCGCUACUUUUUCACGAUCGUGAAAAAGUCCAAAAAGCGUUGCCGGAGAAAUUGCUACGAAAUCAACCGAGGGUGAUCGCUGGAACACCAAGAACGGGUCAUCUGACUCUCAUUUUUUUCCUUUUUUGUGAGAGCGUUGAAUCAAAGCCCAUAGAUUCAUUCAAAACCUGAGUAGAUUUUAUAGCAGAAUCUGGCGGCCAUAGUAGCAUCUGAUACACAGGGGAGUACGGACUAUUAGCUCUAGAACGUGAGCAUCUUAACUGCAAGAUAAGUUUAUGACAGAGGAGUUAAGGAACCAGCAUAUGAGAAGUGUUCUAGACAAGUGAACCAAGUGGGAGGGGGUCCAGCACAAGGGUACAUUGGUGCAAGCAAAAUUUCUGAAUAAAAGUCCUCACCCUCACGCUCAUGAUUAAUUGCGUUAACUCUAAUAUUUGUUCUGAGAGGCAACGACAUAGAAUUUAUCUAGCACAUCCAAUUCAGAUAUGGUUUGUGGGCUACGUACUCAUAACACAACAAGGAAACUGCGGGCACAUAGAUUUUCACACUUGUUAUUCAAGGCUGAUUCUUUUGUUCUGAAGCCUAAGGGAUCAAGCUUUCAAUCAGCCGAAACCUGCUGAAGAAUCACGAGGAGGAAUGUGCAGAAAGCUUCGAGCUUGAGAACUUACAGUCUGUGACCAUGAAGAGAGUCGCGCAAACAGCUAUGACCGUGAUUACAGUCCUGGCAACUUCAAUGGGGACUCUGCUGUCGUGGGUUAGCUCCAUCUUCCCCGUCCUUCAAUCGAGAGUUUUGUGCCUUACACGCGUCGAUGUAUUGCGGGUCGUCCACUCCUUCUGAUUGCCUUACGGAUCAAAUUGACAGUACUCUCCUUGAGCUCGAGUAUGCAAGUGUCAAACACACUGCAGACACAACUGAGUCCUUGAUGGUUCCGUAUGUGCGCCCUACAAGCUUCCUGCCCAAGGAAUCGGAGUGGGCAAUCUCCAAUUCGAAGAGAAGGCUGGCUGUUGCAGAGCGCUCUAGGAAAUUGUCUUCGAUACCCAAAGCGCCUGACCUUGCCAGGCUUUAUACAACCUCUUCAUACUCCGUGUUAUGCACAUGGGAUCUGUACACGGAACGCCGUAUCACAAUGUUCGAUGAUUGUUGACUGUGCUACCGUUUCUCGUGACAGAAUUUGCCGUUGACCCGUAGUGGUGACGUUGGUCUGAUCAUCACGAUUGGCAUUUCAUGGUAGGGUCACCUUCACCGCCGGACUUCUGAUCUUUUGUGAGCUGGAUCUUGCAUGACAGGAGAGAAAAAGGCGAGAACAUAGUGUACGCCGUUCAGUGAGGUUCGGAGCCACUUCAGCAGCAGCGCAUGGGUCUUUUCGAUGGAAGGACUGACUCGUUGUGCAAGAUGCGCUUUCGUUUCAGCAGCAGAAGCGAUCUGAGCUUCUUUUGCAAGGCUCAGAAUUAGAAAAGGUAGUGGAAAGUUCCUCUUCUAUUGACAGGAGGGGAUUAGGACUCGGGAAAGAUGUUUAAAGGUAAAAUCGGUCUCACUUUCCUAUUCAGUGACUGUAGAGAAAAUCAUGUUAGAGGGCCUUUCCCUGUUCUCAGUGAUUGAUGCUCCUGACAUGAAUGCAAGGUUCUAGACACUGAUUGUAAAGCCUCGAGGACUUAGUCUGAUCUUAGGAGAGAGAGAGAGAGAGAGAGAGAGAGAGAGAGAGCUGUAGACAUGUCCUUAGGAAUGAAGACAAGCCAGUUCUGGUUGUGCAUGCGUAAGACGAGCCUGGAAGAAACAAAAAGAGCUCUGGCAGGAUACGAAUCCCCAACAUGAACUCCUGUGGCUAUAGAUUGGACAUUGAGGUUCUAGCUCGUACUCGAGGGAAGAUCCAGGCAGUAUUCAACGAUCGCUUUCAAUGAUAGCUAGAAGCGAUAUAUUAAUGGCCUUGCCUGUUAAAAAUAAUUUACAGUCCACAUUUACAAACGAACAGAAGAUGUUAGAACCAACUCGGUGCCAUUCAAUAUUCUGCUUUCGAGAUAUAUGUUUGGAUCCUAUUUGGGUUGCAGUUGUCAAGUGAGGUUGAGAGAUAAACUAGGGUCACAACUGCAGACUGAGUUGCUCCUCGUAGUUAGUACUCAGGUGAGCAAGCAUCUAUCUAUAUAACGAUAAGACGCAACCGUCCUAGCGUUCGGUGAAUACGUUACUAUUGUCGACUUAUAUUCCGUAGAGGCCCAUGUAGAGGCCCACCAGAUUCCUC